GUGACAUGCGCGAUAGAGCCUAUGAUGGCAGUAUGGCGUGUGUGUGAAGGUGAACGUUAGCUUUAGCGUCAAUAUAAUUAAUUUUACCCACAGUUGUAAUUUAAUUCGGGCUAAAUACGUUUGACGAGCGGUUUUUACAGUGUGUAACUAAUUCUCCACUGACUGCAGACUCAGUCAUGGCCGGUCUGUCCAGCUAUGCCGUGCGCAUGGCAAGACUGAGCGCUCGGAUCUUCGGGGAUGUUGUGCGUCCAACAGACUCCAAAUCUAUGAAGGUGGUCCAGCUGUUCCAGGAGCCUCCCAUGGCCAAGAGAAAGGAGGUGUUUGACUGGUACCCACAGCACAAGAUUUACUAUGCCAUGACCCAAAAGCUCAGAUUCAUGGGACUUUUCAGGGAUGAGCAUGAAGACUUCAAAGACGAAAUGCGUCGCAUGAGGAAACUAAGAGGAAAAGGAAAACCAAAGAAAGGAGAGGGGAAGAGAGCGGGGAAGAAGAAAUGAGCUGUAACAUUUCUGCUACUUCACCUUUUCACAGGACUUAUGUUUUUUGCUUUUCCUGGAGACAGACAGUGGUGGACUGUGUACAUUAUUGUGGGGGAGGGCCGCGAAUCCUGAAACAAUCCCAUGGGUCUAGCCACAACUGUCCAGUGCUUUGAAGCUUCACUAUGUUGGCAUGAAUAAUACCCUAGGUCAGCAUUACACACAUGCAACAUUCUCAUCUAUGUCUGUUGUACUCAAUGGAAUUCCAUUUGUUUAAUGUUGAAUGUGUCUGAUUUAAGUUGCAGGGGGUGAACCAGUAUGGAGAAAGAAAUAGCCAAUCAAAUGCUAUUGGAUACUAGAAAAACAAGCUAAUCACUAUGAUCAUACGUACACAUACAACAUUUACAGGCCUGUGGUCAUGUCUUUUCACCAUUCAUGGAUUUAUAGCAAAUUUGGGUCUAUUGCAGCUGUACUGCACCUCAUGUCAACUUUGGAGUUUUGAGCUUAACUCAGCGCAAUGGCUGAAAAAAUGAUGUAAAGAAACAGACAUCUUUCAUGUUUUUUCAAAAUAAAAUCAAUGUGAGGAAUGUGCUGUUCAAAAAUGCUACAAUAAAACCACAACACAGUACACA
Molecule: messenger RNA, 1108 nt
Organism: Seriola aureovittata
Lineage: Eukaryota; Metazoa; Chordata; Actinopteri; Carangiformes; Carangidae
Gene: mrps33
Product: mitochondrial ribosomal protein S33
Exons: 3
Coding region: 177-497 (106 amino acids)
Cellular component (GO): mitochondrion
Source: RefSeq, a predicted model, not a curated record